AUGAUUAUGGAGAAUCGACCUGAAUUGGCCAGUGAAUCUGGCGACGAAAUAUGUACUCCACUAAGGCAUGCUGUAGUUUUUGGCAAGAUUGACAUGCUAAAAGUAAUGCUGGAACAUGAUUCAACUCUAGGGUAUGAAAUAAACAGCAACGGUGAACCUCUCCUCACUGCUGCGGCAUAUCGAGGUCAAGUUGCUGCUGCUGGGGAGCUUCUGAAACACUGUCCUGAUGCUUGUACUUAUAACAAAGCAGAUGGUCAGACAUUGCUUCAUGUAGCUGUACGGUAUGAUCAUGCAGAGUUCGUUGAAUUUGUUAUGGAGACAGUACUACUUCACAAACUUGUUAACGUGCAAGACAACGAAGGUCAAACCGCUCUACAUUAUGCAGUCAUGAAGUGCAAUCCAAGAAUGGUUGUUACUUUACUGUCUCACGAGGACAUAGAUGUGACGGUGCUUAACAAAAAGGGUAAUUCAGCAGCUUGGGAACUGUCGGGCUUCAAACAAAAUGCCAAGACUUUAAACUGGAAUGAGGUGGCGAUGCUUAUGUCAAAAGCUUAUCCACAACUGGCUCCUGCUCUUCAUAAUCUUCACGUGGAAGCCAAGCAACUGGCUACUGAUGAAUCAAGAAAGGCUGCAAAGUCAUUAACUAAAACAUACACCCGCAACACUUCACUAGUGGCGAUUCUCAUGACGACUAUCACCUUGGCAGCAGCUUUUGCUCUGCCAGGAGGAUACAACAGUUCUGGAACUAGAAAUGAGGGACUUCCCAUUAUGUUUUGGAAGGUUGCAUUUCAAGCAUUCUUGAUCUCUGACACCUUAGCAAUGUGCUCCUCAUUUGCCGUCGUCUUCAUAUGCAUCAUAGCAAGGUGGGAGGAUUAUGAGUUCUUGAUUUAUUACAGAUCCUUCACUAGGAAGCUCAUGUGGUUUGCAUACGUGGCAACAACUACAGCUUUUUCAACUGGUUUAUACACGGUGCUGGCUCCGCGCCUCCUCUGGCUCGCCAUUGCUAUUUGUGUUCUUGUAGCUUUGUUGCCCAUUAUUACUUGGCUGCUGGGCAAUUGGCCUAUCUUGAAGCUCAGAUUUCGGUUGGGUAAAAGUUUUAGGUCUGAUCUCCUUGAUAUGGUGUGA
Molecule: messenger RNA, 1125 nt
Organism: Triticum turgidum subsp. durum (durum wheat)
Lineage: Eukaryota; Viridiplantae; Streptophyta; Magnoliopsida; Poales; Poaceae
Source: the annotation of a GenBank genome assembly